AUGCUGUCGGCAGAUUGGGACAAAGACCGUCCAGCAACGACAUAUAUGGAGCUGUUUAGUUGCGCGCUGGAUGCUGCUCCUGAGUAUUGCGACGAUCCUCGCGUUGAAAAAGUUUGCAGAGUAAAGGUCGACUUCAAGAACGCCAACCGAAAAGGCUUCGAGACCAAGCGGAAGUACGGCUUCUUUGGCAAGAAGAGUUGGCUGAUAGAUGUCGAGCUCCAGUGCAUUUUUGGGUCCAAGACAGGAGGCCUGCACUUCAAGUCGCUGAUAGCAGGCGCUGUUUCAGGCACCGCCACAGCCGAGUUCGACUGA
Molecule: messenger RNA, 312 nt
Organism: Fulvia fulva
Lineage: Eukaryota; Fungi; Ascomycota; Dothideomycetes; Mycosphaerellales; Mycosphaerellaceae
Exons: 2
Coding region: 1-312 (103 amino acids)
Source: RefSeq, a predicted model, not a curated record